CGUCCGGGUGUCGCAGCGAUUGAUUUUACAAUACUAGCCUCCCCCUUAGAUAUUUCUCACCGAGAUUUGCUUGGAGGAUACGAUUCAGCAUGGCCGCCGAGCAGCGCAAGCUUCUCGAGCAGCUCAUGGGAGCGGACCAGCUCAUCGGUACUGGUGCAUCUGCUCGAAACGCGCAACUAUCUAUUACAGACCCAAAAGUCUGCCGAUCGUAUCUGGUCGGCACAUGCCCCCAUGACCUUUUCACAAAUACGAAACAAGACCUUGGACCGUGUCCCAAGGUACACAGCGAAGGUUUAAAGGCUGAGUAUGAGGCAGCGUCGUCGCAUGAGAAGUCGAAGUGGGGGUUUGAAUACGAUUACAUGCGCGACAUGCAAAAGUACAUCGACGAGUGUAAUCGGAGAAUUGAUUCAGCGCAACGACGGUUGGAGAAAACCCCGGAUGAGAUACGGCAGACAAACAACUUACUGCGACAAAUUUCAGACCUAAGCAAAACGAUCAAUACCGGGCUCGAAGAAACUGCCAUUUUGGGCGAGCUCGGAUGUGUAUCGCUCGCAAUCACGGAAUUUCACAAGAUCAGACAAUCAAAACACCAGAAGGAAAGCGCUGAAAGGGAAUUGAAAGCCCUUUCCGAUACCUCCGGUCCCUCUGGACAUCAAAAGCUUCAAGUAUGCGACGUAUGCGGUGCUUAUCUUAGUCGUCUAGACAACGAUCGCCGACUUGCAGAUCAUUUCUUCGGUAAAAUGCAUUUAGGCUACGCCAAAAUGCGGGAAACAUAUUCCACGCUACAAAAGGAGCUCAGGGGUCCACCGCCAUCGCGACACGAGGAUGGGCCGUCCGGUCGUGAUUCAGGUUACGAAGAUGGCGGCUGGGGCCCCAGGCCAGGCGGAGGAUAUGGAGGAAGAUCCUACCGGAGUGGCGGGGGAGGUGGUGGUUAUGGCAGACGAAGAGGAGGGGGUUAUGGAAGCAGGUGGUAAUUUGUGGACAUUCUACUUUCCACGGGACUUGCAUAGCGCAGGCGUUACUGGUGUUUAACUUAAUACCAACUCACAGUCUAGUAUUUUUGAUGUUAAAAGAGGGAUUAUUCAAGUUUAUGGCAGGAGGUCUGUGGCUAGAUCUGUUUUGAAUUUGCAAGUUAGGGCUCUAGAGAAUGUCGCAUUCACUUGGGGUCGAAGAAAAAUUGCUUGAGAUCAUAUUGGAGAGAGAUCCUACGCAAUCCUGUUUCGUAUUUCAAUAUUGCUAGGCUUUGAUACUGCUGUUGUUUAGUAAACCCCAUUCUGCUCAUCAUGAUAAGAGCUGUCUGAGCAAUAUAACUCUAUCAAGGACCACGGACACCCGUGUUUCGCUUGGCUUGAUUUUGGGGGGCCGCUGAAGAUAUUAUCCGUCGAACAUUUUAAUUAAACAUAUACAUACGGGGUUGCAGGUUCGAGCAAUACCUCGCUAUGAGUUACAAAGUGCAGGAAGGAUUCUGCAACCAAAUAAAAGGCAGAACUUCAACAAGCUCAGCAAAAUAAUACAAAUACAUGUGAUACAGCCUCUUUGUUCAAAUUGAGACACAAGACUUAAGUCAAGUAACACACCAAAAGGGCAGAAGAAAAGUACACAACAAGAGUGAACGCCUUUGGCUGUCUUUUUUAGCGGAUAAUACAAUGCAUUCCCAGUUCCAACAAAGAAUCCGCCUAAGUGCACAAAUAUGGGUUCGCCAGACAAUAAAAUGACAGGUGGACAAACAGGUAGUUCAAGAAGUAUUGAAGAUUAUGUUAUGUUCCACCAUUUGUCCUUUCCAUAAGUGCGUUCAUUAGUUGUUCGUAGCUGUUCGCAGCAGACGGAUGCCGAGAUAAGAUCUCUGCAAUGACGUUGAAUUGAGCGACAUCUGCAUUUGGAGCAUGUCUUAAGACCUCCUCAAUGGUAGGUGAUGAGGCAAGCUGCUCCCCUAGAACGUAGACUGCAGCUGCUUUUCCAUUGAGUACUAGCGGAGAUUGAGGUUGAGAAUAUGGUGGCGGCGGACUAUAAUGUCCCUGAGACUGUGAAGGUGAUCCAGAAGGUCGAUCCGUGUCCUGGUAGGAAAGUGAAUGUUGAGAAUAUCGUGCAGUUGGGGUGGCUGUUAGUGGACUAGCCACGCUAGCUGGAGGAUGUUGCGGCGUGACGGCAUUUGAGUGAUUGUUACUUGUCUUGAGGACGAAUACCACAAGCAAUAGCCGUUCGGGCGUUGGGUUUUCAAUAGCAUUGUUCUCAAGGAUCUCCAUAAAUUCUGGCUUUCUGCCUGAGCCUGCCUCAACAGGAACGAGAUAUGUGUCCUUCACAGCGGGAAGAGGAUGUUUUCCCAUAACACCAUACCGUUUUCGUCGAACGAAGUAAUCGAAUAAGUUGUUGAAGCUCACGACAUCAUCAGGAGCAUCUGGGGGUGGAAUUGCCACAACUGUGAUAUCUACCGUGUGACUGUAUCGAAGUCCACACACAUAAUUUGUUGCAAGUUGGAUAUCGAUGCGG
Molecule: messenger RNA, 2487 nt
Organism: Coccidioides immitis RS
Lineage: Eukaryota; Fungi; Ascomycota; Eurotiomycetes; Onygenales; Onygenaceae
Product: U1 snRNP splicing complex subunit
Exons: 3
Coding region: 90-974 (294 amino acids)
Biological process (GO): mRNA splice site recognition
Cellular component (GO): U1 snRNP; U2-type prespliceosome
Molecular function (GO): mRNA binding
Source: RefSeq, a predicted model, not a curated record